GCUCCAGUAUUUAUUGGAUGUGACAAACAGGGAGAAGAGAUUUCAGCGGGGCUGCUCGCUGCCCGGCUCAAGUGGUGGGAGAGCUCCUUCACCCGCAGCCUCUCUGACCAUCCCGUUGGCAGAGACCCGCAGGCCAUGAGGACCGGUCAAAGACAGUGAGAGGACGUGAAAGGGUAAAUCCCUGUGCCCCGCAGUCUUAUCUCCCGCCCUGACGUCCCUGCACACCGGCCAGAGGGUUAACCAUAAGCGGGUGCCUGUAUGGCCGCCUUACUGAUGCCACGCAGGAACAAAGGGAUGAGGACUCGACUGGGAUGCCUGUCUCACAAGUCAGACUCGUGUAGUGAUUUCACAGCGAUUCUUCCUGACAAGCCCAACCGUGCUCUGAAGAGACUUUCCACAGAAGAAGCCACCAGGUGGGCCGAUUCCUUUGACGUGCUUCUCUCCCAUAAGUAUGGGGUGGCUGCAUUCCUCGCCUUCUUGAAGACGGAGUUCAGCGAGGAGAACCUGGAAUUCUGGUUGGCCUGUGAGGAGUUCAAGAAGACCAGGUCAACUGCAAAACUGGUCUCCAAGGCCCAUAGGAUUUUUGAGGAGUUUGUGGAUGUGCAGGCUCCGAGGGAGGUAAACAUAGACUUCCAGACUCGAGAGGCCACGAGGAAGAACAUGCAAGAGCCAUCCCUGACUUGCUUUGACCAAGCGCAGGGCAAAGUACACAGCCUCAUGGAGAAAGACUCUUACCCCAGGUUCCUGAGGUCCAAGAUGUACUUAGAUUUGCUGUCCCAAAGCCAGAGGAGGCUCAGCUAGACCUCAGAUGGGGACUCUUGGAGAUCGCUGGCUUUCCCCGCCCCUUGCUGCCAAGACCAUAUUCUAAUGUGAAAUGUCAGGGGUGUUCUAAAGCACUGGUGUUUAGGUUGGGAGGCUGGGGUGAGGAGGGGCCAUUCCCAAAGUGUAAUUCAGUCACCAGAACUGGGAUUCUAUUUUAUUUACCUAUGAUAAUGUUUUGGUUAGUGGUAGCACCUGGCUGCACUCAUCCUUCCCGGGGUCAGCAACUUGCCCUCCAUAAUGCCUUGGGUCAUCUCCGCUGAGAAGGCAGAUUCUCUAGGCCGGACUAACCUGUAAAUAAUAGAAAUGCAGUUUCCAUACCUCCCAUACCCUCCUCCGUUAGGAUUCCUGACACUCUAACUUGUCCUAUACCCCUGUGAGGAAGCGUUAGAAGACUGGCUCACACCUGUGAUUUGCUAUCACAGUGUAACAGCCAGUUCCGGGUGCUGGGGCCUCACAGUUUAGGAGAGAGGUCUCUGUGGAAUCCCGGGUCUCUAGAACUAUCAUUGACAGGUGACCCCUGGGAGAAGGAGCAAACUCCAUGGAGUUGGCUGUUUCUUCCAUUUCCAUAGGACCAGUGCGCAAAGCUGUGCUCACUGCCCAUCUUCGUCUAGGAUAUUCACAAGACUCCCCUACCCUUGCAAGACCCUUCCAGAAAGGGUCUUGGGAGAUGUCCCUCACAGCUUCUGAUGCGGAGCUGCUAUUAAGAAAGAUACAGCUUGCCUAUCUUCCUACCUUCUACCAAGAAGUUUCCCAGAAGU
This is a messenger RNA of Myotis lucifugus (little brown bat), 1580 nucleotides long. RefSeq names its product regulator of G protein signaling 8 (gene RGS8). The transcript has 7 exons. Lineage: Eukaryota; Metazoa; Chordata; Mammalia; Chiroptera; Vespertilionidae. The record is from RefSeq and is a predicted model, not a curated record. The coding region runs from base 259 to 801 and encodes 180 amino acids.